GCAGUGGAGUCGGGGUGAAGCGGGUAUGGGGGAGCUUCCCAGAGCCUGGGGCUGGGUAGUCCGUGCAGGAGAAUACAGUACCCGUGGUGGCAGUAACUGCAGCAGGAGUAGAGGUGGCGGCAUUCUCAGAAGGGGCUGCAGCUCAGACUCAGGCAGCCAAGCAGACAAUAACCGCGCUGGGAGCCACAUCGGGCCGGACCCCACUGUGAUGCUUCCUGACUGAUCAUGUUAUAACCAUACCUGGAAUCCCAAGGCUGCAUUUCCAGUUGAAUGUAUCACAGUUAUCUCCAUCAUUAUGGAGACCCAAAAGGAUGAAGCUGUUCAGAUCAAAGGAGCAUCAUACUCCAGGGAUACCCGAGACCACAGAGCCGAAAAAGGGACCAAGAAUAAGACAGCUGAGGCAACAGAAGGGUCAACACCAGAGCCACCCUUAUCUGGCCCAGGUAGGCUGAAGAAGACUGCAAUGAAACUCUUUGGUGGCAAGAAGGGAAUCUGUACUCUGCCUAGUUUCUUUGGAGGAGGGCGAAACAAAGGUUCUGGAAAAGGCAGCACUAAGAAGGGUCUAAACAAGAGCAAGACCCAUGAUGGCCUGAGUGAAGCAGCCCAUGGUUCUGAAGAUGAUGUCAUUGAAGAAACAGCUUUCUCUCUACCUUUACUCAAGACAUCUUGUCAAUUUCCCAGCUCCCAGAGUGCACAUGGGUCUUUGGAGAUGGACUCCAAGCAUAAGACAUCUACAGCUGGAGCCACAGAAAAAGCUGGAGUUGAGAAGCUACCAUCUGUUCACAAACCAAAGAAAGGCCUGAAAGGCUUUUUUAGUAGUAUCCGCCGUCACCGGAAGAGCAAGGUUGCUGGGUCUGAGCAAAGUGAGCCAGGGGCCAAGGAACUUGAGGGGGCGAGAACCAGGUCUCAUGAGCACGUGAGCUCAGCCUCUCUACCUAGCUCUGAGGAGGCCUUCCAAGCCACUAGGAAGGAAAAUGCCAAACCCCAAGAUACCCUUGGAUUAAAAAUUUCUCCAGCACCAGAAUCUGUUCCACCAAUUGAGAAGGCAGCCUGUAAAAAUCCAGACAAACUCACAAGGACUUGUGCCUUAGAACUCAUGCAGCCCAAGCCUGUUCCUGAAGCUAGCAGCCUAGAGGAGACCCACAGUUCAGCAAUAGAAGAGAAGGUGGUGACAGAAGAGGAAAAUCCACCCAGUGGCCCUGCUGAGGAUCAACUGAGCCUCCUCUUUGGGGAUGUCACAUCUCUGAAAAGCUUUGACUCUCUGACAGGUUGUGGUGACAUUAUAGCUGAACAGGAUAUGGAUAGUAUGACGGAUAGCAUGGCCUCUGGUGGCCAGAGGGCCAACAGAGAUGGGACCAAGCGUAGUUCCUGCCUGGUGACCUACCAAGGAGGUGGGGAGGAGAUGGCCUUGCCAGAUGAUGAUGACAAUGAGGAAGAAGUGGAGGAUGAGGAGGUAGAAUUAGAGGAUGAAGAAGUCAAGGACGAGGAAGAAGAUGAUGACUUAGAGUAUCUAUGGGCAAGUGCUCAGAUAUACCCAAGAUCUAAUCUGAACCUGGGUUACCAAACUGCCACAUCCCCCAGCCACCAAGGUUACAUGCUCCAUGACCAAGUUCAGUCUUAUCCUGGCCUCGCCCCUGAGGAACUUCUGACUCCUCAGAGUGACCAGCAAGAGUCUGCUCCCAAUAGUGAUGAAGGUUAUUAUGAUUCUACCACACCUGGAUUUGAGGAUGAUUCAGGUGAGGCCCUGGGGUUUGUCCACAGAGAUUGCCUGCCUAGAGACAGCUAUAGUGGAGAUGCCCUGUAUGAGUUCUAUGAGCCGGAUGAUAGUCUUGAUAAGUCUCCACCAGGGGAUGACUGUCUUUAUGAUCUCCAUGGUCACAGCUCUGAGAUGUUGGGUCCUUUCGGGAACUUUGAGCCCUUUUCUUCUUCUCGGCCACCUGGGGCAAUGGAAACAGAGGAAGAAAGGCUAGUGACCAUCCAGAAACAGUUGCUGUACUGGGAGCUUCGCCGGGAGCAGCUUGAGGCUCAAGAAGCAUGUGCUAGAGAGGCUCAUGCUAGGGAGACCUAUGUCCGAGACACCCACACUCGGGAAGUUCAUGGCAGGGAGGUCCGAACCAGAGAAGCCCCCGCCCGAGAGGUUCAUGCUCAAGAGAGUCAAGUACGAGAGGCCAAGAUCCGGCAGGAAAAGCCCACCUUGGAGUAUCAGAUGAGGCCUUUAGGCCCGUCAGUAAUGGGCCUGGUGCCGGGAACAUCAGGAUCUUCUCAGACUUCCCACCGGGGAACAACCUCAGCUUUCCCCGCUACUUCUAACAGCGAGCCAGACUGGAGGGAUUUCCGUCCUUUGGAAAAGCGUUUUGAGGGGACUUGCUCCAAAAAAGAUCAAAGUACCUGUUUGAUGCAGCUUUUCCAGAGUGAUGCCAUGUUUGAGCCAGACAUGCAAGAAGCAAAUUUUGGAGGAUCUCCCAGGAGGGCCUACCCUACUUACUCACCCCCUGAGGAGCCAGACGAAGAAGAAGAUGUGAAGGAAGGGAAUGCCACUGUUAGUUUCUCACAGGCCCUCGUGGAGUUUACCAGCAAUGGAAACCUUUUUUCCAGCAUGUCUUGCAGCUCUGAUUCUGAUUCAUCCUUCACUCAAAACCUUCCUGAGCUGCCCCCCAUGGUGACCUUUGACAUCGCUGAUGUGGAACGGGAUGGCGAAGGCAAAUGCGAAGAGAGUCCUGAGUUCCACAAUGAUGAAGACCUUACAGCCUCCUUGGAAGCUUUUGAGCUGGGUUAUUACCACAAACACACCUUCAACAGCUGUCACAGUCGAUUCUACCAAGGCCUGCCCUGGGGUGUUAGCAGCCUUCCUCGAUACCUGGGGCUCCCUGGCAUACACCCUCCACCUCCACCUGCUGCAAUGGCACUUAACAGGAGAAGCCGCUCCCUUGACACUGCAGAGACCCUAGAGCUAGAGCUCUCCAGUUCUCACCUAGCCCAGGGUUACCUGGAGUCUGAUGAGCUACAGGCCCACCAGGAAGAUUCAGAUGAAGAAGGUGAAGAAGAGGAAGGAGAAUGGGGCCGAGAUAGUCCCCUGUCCCUCUACACUGAACCUCCAGCAGCCUAUGACUGGCCUGCCUGGGCUCACUGUCCUCUUCCAUUAGGGCCAGGCCCUGCUUGGAUAAGUCCCAGUCAGCUGGAUGGGCCUUUCAGUCAGUCUCCAUAUGGACAGGCAACCUGUUGUGUACCUCCUGUGGCUAUGUCAGUGUCAGUGCCAGGGCUCCCAAGAGCACCUGGAGAGUCUCUGUCUCAGCUAGCUCGACCUUCACAUCUACCCCUCCCUAUGGGCUCUUGCUAUAACCUUCAGCCACAGGCCUCCCAGAGUGUGAAAGCCAGGCCUCGAGAUGUACUGCUGCCUGUCGAUGAGCCCAGUUGCUCCUCCAUGUCUGGAGGUUUUAGCUCCAGCUCUCUGUCCCAGGCCAAGCCUGUGGGCAUCACCCAUGGUAUCCCUCAGCUUCCCAGGGUGAGGCCUGAUCCCCUUCACCCUCAGCCCAGUCACUACAGAGCUUCCAACCUUGACCUGCCAAAGGAGAGGGCUGAGCAUGGUACCUCUCCCUCCACCAGCUACUCCUCCACUGCCAUGAAUGGAAAUCUAGCCAAAUAGUCAUCAACUCCAGAGUGGAGGACCAAGCAUGUGAAUGGGGGUUGGGGUUGGGCAGAGGGGUGGGGUGGGGGUUGCUGUUUAACUUGAAAAUCCUUCUGGCCAAGAAAACUCCUUAGAGUUUUCACCUUCGUUUUCCUUCUACCUUCUGCUGUCUAUGGCCAGGCUCAGUUCAAGUACAUCUGGCUAGGGAGGCUGCUGCUUCUGUGCUCCAGUUCUUGCUUUGGGGUUUCUUAUGACCCAUAUAGGGUUUGUGAUGCAUACUUAUUGCAGGCUAAAGCCCCUCUUCUCUCUUCCCUUAUUGACUGAUGAACCACUGAUGAGCAGCUGAGUUUGUACUGCCUCUCACUCAAGAAAUAGGAGGCUUGCUGGCGAUUAGCAAUGUGAAGUUAUGGUACAUAUCCUUUCCACCCCUGUUCCUUUUGGCUUUGGAAUAGAUGCUGACAUUACAUCAAAUGACUAUAAGCUGUUUAUCCCAGUUAGUUGUCCUUAGAAAGAAUCAUGUAGCAUGUGUCUCACUGCCUACUGUUGUGGACUUUGGCAUCACAACCAGAUGAGGUCCUUUUAACCUGGCCUGCCAUAGCUUGGGUUGAAGACAAAAACACUAAUCACUAUAAUGGAGUAAUUAAAUUUCUGUUCAUUUUCAAGCAGAAUACAAAGAAUGUGAAAACUGCUAUAGGGUCUUGAGCUCUGGAAUGUAAGGGUUUUCUUUUUGUUGUUUGUUUCUUAAAUGCCUGUGGCUGUUGCAGGUACUUUAGAAUUUCCUUUUUUUUGCCUCUGGAGAAGGUUUUCAUAAUCUCAUCACAAGGAAUAUAGUGUCUUAAUUGAGAUAAAGGAAGAGAAGAAAACUAAAUUGGGCUUGGUUUUAUGGCUUUAGGUUUUUGUGGGAUGUCAGGGAAGAAAACAGAAAAGAAAACCCAUUUAUCCCAGACAGCAGGAAGGGAUGUCAGACUUUGGAGUUAGAUGCAACUCAGCUAAGAAGGGAAAACUUUUCCCAUCCUUCCUCCCAAACCCAAAAAUUUCUUUAAGCCUUGCCUACACCUUCAUUUUGAUGCUGUAACGUGGUUUUAGGCUUAUACUUCUAAGACAGGAUACCAAAGGCAUCUCACAUAUUAUUCUGGACACUCUGAAACACUUUCAUCUUCCAAUUAGCCAAGUUCUCCAUAUUGUGAAAGGAUAAUGAGAGGAAAGCUUGUGCUUCGCUCUUCCAAGCUGUGGGACUGACUUGCAUCACAGUUGCAGUCCUUUAUGAAACAAAUAGCACCCUCCCUUCUCCCUCCAUGCAGUUUUCUCCUCCUCCUCCUCCUCCUCCUCCUC
Messenger RNA from Nannospalax galili (Upper Galilee mountains blind mole rat), 4957 nucleotides. It is a transcript of the gene Amer1, whose product is annotated as APC membrane recruitment protein 1. Gene Ontology annotation, biological process: regulation of canonical Wnt signaling pathway. Bases 296 to 3643 code for a protein of 1115 amino acids. The record is from RefSeq and is a predicted model, not a curated record. NCBI's taxonomy places the organism in Eukaryota, Metazoa, Chordata, Mammalia, Rodentia, Spalacidae. Gene Ontology annotation, molecular function: phosphatidylinositol-4,5-bisphosphate binding; beta-catenin binding. Gene Ontology annotation, cellular component: plasma membrane. The transcript is spliced from 2 exons.